Messenger RNA from Zasmidium cellare ATCC 36951, 309 nucleotides. RefSeq lists its product as uncharacterized. The record is from RefSeq and is a predicted model, not a curated record. Bases 1 to 309 code for a protein of 102 amino acids. NCBI's taxonomy places the organism in Eukaryota, Fungi, Ascomycota, Dothideomycetes, Mycosphaerellales, Mycosphaerellaceae. The transcript has a single exon.
AUGUCCCUACAACUCAACACGAUUAUGCCUUCAACCACCACACUCUACCAAUCAACAUCCUAUUCCACCUGGCCACACGUGCUGCAGUUCACAGCAGGGCUCUUGGACACGUUCGCAGAUGCCCUGACCAAAUGGAUCCAGAUCAUCAUCAACGGUCUUCUGUGGCUGCUGUUCAAACUCCGUCGUGUAAGGUUUUAUCUCGAUCGAUUGGAUCAAGGGCAGGAAGAUCAGCUUUUGAGGCAGCAGCAGCGGUGGCUCGAACUUGGGGAGAUCGAGUUGGAGAGGAUGAGGAGCGAUUUGAGGCAGUAG